AUGCAAUUCUCUACCAUCCUCAUCGCCCUCUUUGCAGGUAUUGCUGUUGCACGCCCUGCUGAUGCCCCACCUCCCCCGGACACUAAGUGCAACUUGUGCCGCCAAGAUUGCUUUUUCGGGAAAGGAAGCAAUGCCGUCUUCGAGAAGUGUUUGAAUACAUGCAAUAAGGACCUCGGAUGCACGCUUACGCCUUAA
Molecule: messenger RNA, 195 nt
Organism: Colletotrichum gloeosporioides
Lineage: Eukaryota; Fungi; Ascomycota; Sordariomycetes; Glomerellales; Glomerellaceae
Exons: 2
Coding region: 1-195 (64 amino acids)
Source: RefSeq, a predicted model, not a curated record